Messenger RNA from Linum tenue, 1284 nucleotides. The record is from the annotation of a GenBank genome assembly. Lineage: Eukaryota; Viridiplantae; Streptophyta; Magnoliopsida; Malpighiales; Linaceae.
GUGAUUGGCGGAAGGGUGAACAUGACAUUUCCAUUGCUUUUAAUUGAACGGAGCGUUCCAUCGGUUUUUAUCACGAAACCCCUUGACGCCGCGUUUUAUCAGUUCCAGUCGACGUUUGUUUUCUCCAUCCGGCUGCACUGCUGCAGCUCUCUGCACGACGAGAUCCCGAUCUGCAGACUGCAAAGUCUUGUGGCAGUUCCCAAGCUCGCCUGCCAUGGAAGAAGAUGGCCGCUUCUAUUUGUGGGUUUUUCCUGGUUCGAAUCUGAUGAAUCACUUUGUGAUCCAGCAGGGCGCUUUAUAGAGGAGGGAGGAGCUCCUCCGCUACUCCAUUCUCCGAGCGGCGGGAGGCGGUUGUUUGUCCUUAGCAACGGCGUCUCGAUCUGUUCGCCGAUAAAAAAAACGACCACCACUUCGGUCUGAGAUUGCCUCUUUUGGGAACGAGGUUUUACAUUCACCAAGCAGAGUACCUACUGCGAUUCAAAAGCAGGAAACGAUCUUCUCUGUAUCAUCAUCACUAAGCUAAUUAGUGGAAUGAUGUUGUCGACCCCUUCUCACCACCAUCUCCUGUUCCGUUCCGCCCCGUCCGCACGACAUUUCAUCGUCAUCUUCAAGAAAAGGCAACGGAUACAUCGUCCGGUCAAAUUUUGGGAACAACCCGACGGUGAGGGUGGAAGGUUUCGAUUGCCUCGACAAAGACAACAAGAAUCGCAGCAUCCCCGCCCUGCAUUGCAUAGACAGAGAUCUUUCAUAUCAUAACCCACUUCUCUUCACUCCCCUCUAGAAACUCCAAACUUUUGCUACGAAUUAAUUAAGGUUAAUCAAUAGAAUAGGAAACAAGUCAAGUCAUCGGCAUUUGGUAGUAGCAACGAAGAGCAGAGCAGCAGCGAGCAGGGUUUUGGUUUAUUUAUGCUUCUCUUGAGAGGUAAUACAAACCAAUCCCUUUUUAUGAUAUCUGUACUAUAAUGGUCUGUUUUUGUUUGUAAAUGCUCAAUAGAAUGUGUCAGUGUAAUUAAGUAAGCAGAGGUCAUUUCAUUUUUAGAAUAAGAGCAGGGAAUGGAGAAGCUUUUCCCCAUAAUAUAAUUAUCAUACACAUGUUUUGGUCUCUUGGACAUGCGUUCAAGUGCCAACUACGACACUGCAAGCCACUAUCAAUCUAGAACUGAGGAGAAGUUCAAAUUAACCCCACCGAAGCUGCAGCCAGAUCUUCGCCGUCAACAAUAUUUUUCGAUGAGCUCCUUGCAAUUGUAGUUGGGGUUCAAGUUUGGAGCAAGAAGGGAAUAAAAU